GGGGGAAUAGGUGAAUCAAGUCAUUUGGUCGUCUCGCUGCCACCAAAAAAUCCAACCCACGAAAAGCGCAUCGUGCAGAGCAGGCUUACCCUCGUCGCCUUCUUCCCUUUAAACGACGCUCUCUUCUCUCUCUCUCUCUACUGUUCUAGAAUCCAAGAUCCCUGAGAAUCCGCAAUUGUCUCAUGGCGCUAAUCAGCCCUACCUCAAAAACCUAGUCCCUAGAACCCCUCUUUCCUCCUUUCCUUUUCGGUUUUAUUAAAUAUAUGGAGUGGAAUGGAUGGAGUGAGUAGCGGUAGCAACAUCCAAAACGAUGCAUCGACGAGCGGCGGUGGAACCCAAACGCCAACGCAACCUCAACCAACGCCGCAGCCGGUGGCGGUGGCGGUGCAGAGUGCGAACGCGCCCCCGCCUUUCUUGAGCAAGACUUACGAUAUGGUAGAUGAUACCGCCACCGACGCCAUCGUUUCUUGGAGCCCAACCAACAAUAGCUUCGUUGUUUGGAACCCGCCGGAGUUCGCUCGGGAUCUUCUGCCCAAGUAUUUUAAGCACAACAACUUCUCGAGCUUUGUCAGGCAACUAAACACCUAUGGUUUCAGAAAGGUUGAUCCAGACCGUUGGGAAUUUGCAAAUGAGGAGUUUUUAAGAGGACAGAAACACCUGCUUCGGAACAUAAGCCGGCGAAAGCCUGCCCAUGGCCAUGGUAAUCAGCAGACAUCGCAAGGACAGAGUUCAUCUGUGAGUGCCUGUGUUGAGGUUGGGAAAUUUGGGCUCGAGGAAGAGUUAGAGAGGCUUAAGAGAGACAAGAAUGUGCUUAUGCAAGAACUUGUUAGGUUAAGGCAGCAGCAACAGGCUACUGAUAACCAGAUGCAGAAUAUGGUGCAACGUCUUCAGGGGAUGGAACAGAGGCAGCAGCAGAUGAUGUCAUUUUUGGCGAAGGUUAUGCAGAGCCCUGGUUUUUUUGCUCAAUUUGUGCAGCAGCAAAAUGAGAGCAAUAGGCGCAUAACUGAAGCCAACAAGAAAAGGAGGCUAAAGCAGGAUGGUAACACUUCCUCGGCCUCCGAUGGGCAGAUUGUUAAAUAUCAACCUUUGAUGAAUGAGGCGAAAGCAAUGCUCAUGCGGAUCAUGAAAGGGGAUGCUUCUCCCAUACUGGACUCCUUUAACAACAAUAAUGAACAUAUCAUGUUAGGCGACUGUUCAUCAUCGUCUAGUGGAUUGGACGGCAAUGGGAACAGUUCAACCCAUGUAUCAGGGGUGACUCUUCAAGAGGUGCCACCAACAUCAGGUCAGUCAACAUUUGUACCAACAACUUCGGGUAUUUCAGGGCAUCGUCCCUCAGCUGCCAUAUCUGAAAUACAAUCCUCCCCAUGUACGACAUCCUAUGAAAAGAUCACAACAGCGCCAUUUAUAGAUGUGAGUGCGCUGGUUGGAGCAGAAAAGCCUCCAUCUAUGUCUGCUACUCAGACGGAUAUAAUUAUGCCCGAGCUUGGUCAAAUACCGGAAAUGGUCCCAGAAAGCAUUGUUGAUAUUCCUACUGAAACUGGGAAUGAUGGAUUGGUUGAUCCCACUGCAUUGGCUGGAAAUGGUCUGGUACCAUUGGAACUUGACGACAUUGUUUCUGAUCCAGACAUAGAUGCCUUGCUAGAUGGCUCUACAUUUUGGGAUGACCUUUUGCAAAGUCUGGCACCAGAGGAUAUUGAAUCAACCUCGAUGGACGGUAAAAACAAGGAAGAUGAAGAGCAGCCAAUGGACGAUGGAUGGGACAAAACUCAGAAUAUGGAUCAGCUUACAGAACAGAUGGGUCUUCUUAGAUCAGAUAACAAGAGGGUCUAAUCUUUUGAUGUAGUUCAUUGAUUGGAGUUAAACCUGAAAGUUAUAUUUUUUUUCCGACAUGAUCCUUUAAUUUUGGGCAUUGGAAAACGAUGAAUCCUUUAAUUAUCUGUGUUGUUCUCACACGUAUAGACAUUGUUUUCUGCUUUUGUU
Messenger RNA from Hibiscus syriacus, 1980 nucleotides. Its product is annotated as heat shock factor protein HSF8-like. NCBI's taxonomy places the organism in Eukaryota, Viridiplantae, Streptophyta, Magnoliopsida, Malvales, Malvaceae. The record is from RefSeq and is a predicted model, not a curated record. Gene Ontology annotation, cellular component: nucleus. Bases 274 to 1830 code for a protein of 518 amino acids. Gene Ontology annotation, biological process: regulation of transcription by RNA polymerase II. The transcript has 3 exons. Gene Ontology annotation, molecular function: RNA polymerase II cis-regulatory region sequence-specific DNA binding; DNA-binding transcription factor activity.